This is a messenger RNA of Argentina anserina (silverweed cinquefoil), 3876 nucleotides long. RefSeq lists its product as uncharacterized. The record is from RefSeq and is a predicted model, not a curated record. Bases 1 to 3876 code for a protein of 1291 amino acids. Gene Ontology annotation, molecular function: DNA helicase activity. The transcript is spliced from 4 exons. NCBI's taxonomy places the organism in Eukaryota, Viridiplantae, Streptophyta, Magnoliopsida, Rosales, Rosaceae. Gene Ontology annotation, biological process: DNA repair; telomere maintenance.
AUGUGUUGCAAAAAUGGUCGUACUAUCCUUCCUCCGAUACAAUCUCCUCUAGAAAUGUUCGAGCUAUUCUCUGCUAAUACUCCACAAGGGUCACAUUUUAGGCAAAAUGUGAGGGCCUAUAACCAUGUAUUUGCAUUCACGUCCAUGGGUGUACACGUCGAUCAAAAUCUAGCGACAGGUGGUGGGACUUUCACAUUUCGUGCUCAAGGAUCUGUUUAUCAUAAGAUAGGAAGUCUUAUACCAGAUGGGGAUAAUCGACCGAGAUUUCUACAAUUGUACAUAUACGACACAUACCACGAAGUGGACAAUCGUAUGCUAGAAAAUGAAGCAUUGCAUAGAGAUGUGGUUGAGAGGAUACAACAAAUGUUGCACGCCCAUAAUCCAUUUGUGCAAACAUUUCAUCACUUGGCUCAACGUCAAGAUUUGCAAAAUUGCAGACUUAUUAUCAGAGAGCAAGCUGCAAACCAACGCCAGUAUACAUUGCCUUCGGCUUCCCAAGUUGCUGCAAUAAUUGUGGGAGAGGAUGAAAAUGAAACUCUUAGGGGUCGCAAUAUCAUGGUGAAAACAAGACAAGGUCAACUACUAAAUAUCUCAGAUUGUGCUGGUUACUAUGAUCCCUUACAAUAUCCAUUACUACUUCCAUAUGGUACAUACGGAUGGGACGUGAAUAGUCGAAAUAAUAAUGGCCGGAAACUGACAUGUCGUGACUUUUACGCCUACAUUUUACAGAUACGUCAACAUGAUGAAUCAGUUUUACUACGAGGUGGUCGUCUGUUACAACAAUACGUUGUUGACAAUUAUAUCAAGAUUGAAACUCAUAAAUUAAGAUGGAUCCGUUCCAAUCAGACUAAAUUACGACGAGAGUUGUAUAAUGGACUACAAGACUCGCUGAACGCUGGAGAAAAUAAUGCAGGUAACAUUGGUCGUACGACCGUCUUGCCAUCAUCGUUUAUUGGAAGCCCACGUGAUAUGAACCAGAGAUAUCAAGAUGCAAUGGCUUUGGUUCAAAAAUAUGGUAAACCAGACAUAUUUCUCACAAUGACAUGCAAUCCAAAUUGGGAAGAAAUAAGAGCUGAGUUAUUACCGGGUCAAAUAUCACAAGAUCGUCCAGAUUUGACCACACGAGUAUUUCGUGCCAAAUUUGAAGAGUUAAAGAAUGAUGUAAUCAAGAGAGCAGUCUUGGGUACGGUGGUUGCAUAUGUAUAUGUCAUCGAAUUCCAGAAACGUGGUCUCCCACAUGUUCAUAUGCUUCUUAUGCUAAGUGAAGAUGAUAAGUUGAACAACCCUGAUGAUUAUAACCGUGUUGUCCGUGCUGAAGUACCAAAUCAAGACGAUGAGCCAGAGUUGUAUACUGCAGUGUUGGGACACAUGAUACAUGGUCCAUGUGGACCACUAAAUCGCAGGUCCCCCUGUAUGAAGCGUGGGACUUGCAAACGGGGUUAUCCGAAGCCUUUUUCAGACUGCACCGUUCAAGGCAAUGAUUCUUACCCUGUGUAUCGUAGGCGAGACAAUCAACUUCACAUGCGGUAUGAUCUUAAUGAGAAUCCAACAGUGGAUAACAGGUGGGUUAUUCCAUACAACCCUUGGCUACUAAAAAAAUAUGAUUGCCAUAUCAAUGUUGAAGUUUGUUGUAGUAUUAAGAGUGUCAAGUAUUUGUACAAAUAUGUCUAUAAGGGACCAGACAGAGUGACAUUCCAAGUCCGACCAGAGGACAGUCAAGAUGAAAUAAGAAAUUUUGUUGAUGCAAGAUGGGUUUGUGCACCAGAAGCUUUAUGGAGGAUAUUCAAGUUUUUGAUGAAUCGAAUAUAUCCAUCGGUGCAAAGACUGCAAAUUCAUCUUCCAGAUGGACAUAGUGUUGUCUUUGAUCCCAAUGAGACAAUAACAUACAUUCUGGAAAAUGCCAGAAAAUCAAUGACAAUGCUUACCGAAUUCUUUACAAAAAAUCUAUACUAUGAAGCAGCGCGUCAGUACUUAUACCGAGAGUUUCCAGAACGGUUCACGUGGGAUGGAGGAAACAAGGCAUGGGAAGCAAGGGGGACAAACCAAAAAGUAAUUGGAAGAAUAUAUACAGUGUCGCCUACAGAGGGAGAGAAGUUCUACUUGCGUGUGCUUCUUAAUCAUGUUAGAGGAUCAAUAUCAUUUGAGGAUUUGAGGACAGUCGAUGGCAUCUUGCAACCAACGUUUAAGAAGGCAGCUGAACGACGGGGUUUGUUGGAAGAUGAUGAUAGUAUUAGACAAUGUUUACGUGAGGCCUCUAACAUACGUAUGCCUUCAUCUUUAAGAAGGUUGUUUGUCACCAUCUUAGUAUUUUGCGACCCGCAUGGGAUACGAAUAUAUAGUAAGUCUGUUUCUAACUAUGAUUUGCCAGAAGUGACGGAAGAUAGGGAGGAAGAGUUAGCACUGCCAGGGAUGAUAGAAGAUGAGAUGUCAGUUAUUAUACCACAAGAAGAUCAUGAUGCGGUUCAUCAAUUAAAUGAGGAUCAAGCUCUUGCAUUUAACUCGAUAAAAACUGUUAUCGAGGGUUGUGAAAAUGCAAUAUUUUUUGUCGAUGGUCCAGGAGGAACUGGAAAAACAUACUUAUAUCGUGCAUUGUUAGCAAGCUUGAGAAGUAAUCAUCAUAUUGUGUUGGCAACUGCAACUUCAGGAAUUGCAGCAACGAUACUACCUGGUGGGAGGACGGCACACUCUCGGUUUAAUAUCCCUCUAAAACUUUAUGCUGAUUCUAGAUGCAACAUUUGUAAACAGUCUGAUUUAGCAAAGUUGAUAAGAAGAUCAUCGGCAGUUAUUUUGGAUGAAGCACCAAUGUUGAACCGGUUUGCAUUUGAAGCUCUAGACAAGACUUUUAAGGACAUUACAGACUUAGAUUUGUCAUUCGGAGGAAAGGUUAUGAUUUUUGGUGGAGAUUUUCGACAAGUUCUUCCUGUUGUCCCUAAGGGUACUAGGUGUCAGUUGGUGGAAGCAAGUUUAGUUAAAGCUUCAUUUUGGAAGGAUGUUAAGAUUCUUCGUCUGAGACAUAAUAUGAGAUCCAUCAAUGAUCCUGAGUUCUCAGAUUUUUUACUUCAAGUGGGCAAUGGAGAAACACAAACUAUGCUUGAAGACAUGAUACAAUUGCCUGCACCAAUGGUCAUACCAUGGGAGGGUGAAGAGUCAAUCAACCAAUUGAUUAAUGAAGUAUUUCCUGAUUUGGAUAGCCAUGUAAAUGACCCUUCUUAUAUGGUUGAAAGGGCAAUAAUAACUCCAAAGAAUGAUGAUGUGGAUGUACUCAACGAAAUGAUCAUACAACGGGUUUCAGGACCACAACGCACCUUAUACUCUUUUGACUCGGUGGAGGAUGACACAAGAAAUCUGUACCAACAGGAAUUCUUAAAUUCAAUUUCACCUUCUGGUAUGCCACCGCAUCAAUUGACUAUUAAAAAAGGUGCUCCACUUAUGCUUUUAAGAAAUAUUGACCCAAACAUGGGGUUGUGCAAUGGUACGAGAUUAACUUGCCGUGGAUUAUAUAAUAACCUCAUCGAUGUAGAAAUUAUCGCUGGUCAAUUUGCGGGUACAAGAGUUUUCUUACCGAGAAUUGCUCUAAAGAGUAGAGAAGAUUCUGGACUCCCUUUUGUGUUGAUAAGGAAACAAUUUCCUGUAAAGUUGAGUUUCGCCCUCACCAUUAACAAAUCACAAGGCCAAACAAUACCGAAUGUGGGUAUUUAUCUUCCAUACCAUGUAUUCAGUCAUGGACAGUUAUACGUGGCUUUAUCAAGAGGAGUAUCAAAGGCUACAACCAAAAUUUUGGUUAGAAAAGGCUCAUUAGAAGGCGAGGAAGGGGUUCUUUAUCAAGAGGAGUAUCAAAGGCUACAACCAAAAUUUUGGUUAGAAAAGGCUCAUUAG